AUGGAUCAUUCCCAAGUUAACGUAGAGCUUGCUCACCAACGAAACCAACAAGCAUACGUGGUGGCUAAUUCACAAGCAAAGAUUGCCAACCUCGAUAACAAUGAAUUCUUAAACCAAGGUCUGAUUAAGAAUGAGUACUUUGCUGAUGGCAACACAAUUUUUAUUCUCAUCAUGAAAAUUCUAUUGAAUAUUUGCACUUUGGGUUUAUUUUCACCAAUUGUGGUCAAUAUGAUAACUAGAAGAUCGGUAAGGAGUAUGGUUAUUGGCAAUAGACGUCUCCAAUAUGAUGAUGGUGGUGAUUUGACCAUGGCCAUGUGGUGUUACCUUGAUAAGUUCCUUAAUAUAAUAACAUUGGGUUGGUGGUACUUGCUCGGAUUCAGCCACAAGUAUUACUUGUCCAAGUUUGAUGAGAAAAUUACCUGGGGUCCACCAGCAAAGACCAUCAAAACCAAUUACUUUAAUGAUUCCAUUGUUUGGGAACCUGUUGAUGAUGGAAGAGGUAGUUUUAAAAUCUUCUCUGCUUACUUGGGUGUUUGGAAUGAAUUUGCUGGUUUCAUGCUUGGUGUUCUCAACUUUUUCUUCUUGGGAACUCUAUCUCCUAUCAGUGUAAAGUUUUACUUUUCCAAGUUAUUGAGUAAGGUUCGCUUGGGUGUUGGUAAAUUUGCAGUCAUUCAUCCACACAUGAUUGAAAGCAUUGAUAAUCAUAAUAGGGAUGAAUUUAGCCCAAUUCAAGUUCCGAGAGAUCAGAUAUAUAAUACACCAUACCCAGUCUCUUAUUUCCCACAAAUGGAAGGCCAUGGCAUGUAUGAGUUAAAGUUGAGAUUUGUAGCUGAUGUUUGUGAUAUGUAUGGAUUUUAUUGUGGCUACAAUUGUUUAAUGUACAUUACUUGUGGUUGUUUCAAAUUGUGUUCAUCUGAAUAUUUGAGAAGAUUUUUGAAUAAGAAGGUUGGUGUUCAUGUUGAGCCAAUAAGUAUUACAGUUCAACCUUAA
This is a messenger RNA of Naegleria gruberi, 990 nucleotides long. RefSeq lists its product as uncharacterized. The transcript has a single exon. The record is from RefSeq and is a predicted model, not a curated record. NCBI's taxonomy places the organism in Eukaryota, Heterolobosea, Eutetramitea, Acrasida, Naegleriidae. Bases 1 to 990 code for a protein of 329 amino acids.